AAUGACGUCAUUGAUAAGUACCUUAAAUCUAUUUUCAAAUCUCCACAACAACAAGAGGUAUACAAACACCACCAUGAACGCUGUAAGUUAAAAUUUUUAGAAUAUAGAUUUCAAUUGUUAUCAUAAAUUGAGCCCUCUUAGCUUAACUUUACUUUUGCAACUAUGACUUUAGCAGACCGAUCUUAAUACGCCUGUUACUAUUACUAGGUAGUAAGGGGUGGUAUUUUAUUUGAGUUUAGUUUAACUAGACUAGACCUAAUAAACCUUCAGACUUCAGUCAGGCAGUAGUCGUAGACGAUCAAUUCAGUUAGUUUAUGACUACCUAAUUUAAAUUUACUAGUUUAUGAGAUUUAAUGAGUUUGAGAUCGACUCUUAAGUCCGCAUCUUUUGACUUGAGUAUUGGGUAUUACUUGAGACUUGAGAUUCUUCUUACCUUAGACUUAGACACUUAAAAAAAACAAGACUUUUUUUUAGAGCAGUGGUCCCAAAACUCAUUAUUAAAAAGAGCCAAAAAUUAGAAGCAGGACGAUUAAAAAAUUUGAGAGCCAAAUUUUUUUUUCAAGAACUUGUCAAGAACCAUGUUUCUCGGAGUCAAAUCUGAUUUGUGGCCGACUGACCGAGCCACACUCAGGUCCAGGUCGUUAAAGGGCUGCAUGAUUUGCCGACCACUGACUUAGUAGGGUAUAAUUUUAAAUAAUAGUAUUAGGGAUCAUAUUCUAUACUACUCUUUUUUAUAGUCACAUUCGCAUAGUGACAUAGACCAUGAUGAUUAUGGACCAUGGCCUUAGAUCAUGAUAGAUGGUACUAUGAACAUAGUUACUGGUAUGAGUAUGAGUAUCGGUACGAUGAUAAUGAUACAGCUAGGGCUAGUGCUGGCAGGAGUGGACUACCUCCCCCCCCCCUCUCCCCUUCCUACGCCACUGUACACAUAUUUUUUUCUGAGUGGUUAUUCAAAGUCGGUUGGGAAUAAUAAUUGCUAUCACUAGCAUGAUUACCGUAUUUUACGAACUAUAAGACUCAUAUAAAAAUUGCCUCCAAAAUUCAGGUGCGUCUUAUACUCAAAAUUAAUAUAAAAAUGUCCUGUGUUUGAUUUAAAAUUUCCACCAGUCUUAAAAAUGGCCAUAUAUUCGACAUAUAUCAAGUAAUAUUCGAUCAACUGGCAGCAGCAGUGCACAGGUACGACAAACAUGAGUUGCAAGGAUUCACAAUUUUGUUUUAGUUUUGCUUUGCAAUCUAAUAAUAAAAAUGCUAAAAAUUUUAUUUUUAAAAUUUAAAAAAAAAAACUAAGAUGCAUCUUAUAGUCCGUAAAAUACGGUAUACCAUUUAUUGAAUUAUUGGCUGGGAAUAAUGCUGAUUGUUAUACACAGUCGGCUGGGAAUAACGCUGAGCGUAAUUAGUAAUACACAAUUGGUUAGGAAUAAUGCUGAGAGUUAUUACCAUCUGUGUAUAAUAUAAUGGUCCCUUUAUUUAUAGGCCAAAUAGGCCAAUGCACUCUAACUUGCCAUUAAAACAUUUAUAUACAUUUUAUAAAAUAAAUUAAUAGCACAUUCAUUAUGAUACAGACAUAGAUUAUUGUAAAAAAAACAUUAAAUUAUGAAAUGAUUUGAUCUUUGACUUGAAGCUCUUCCUCCUAUCAGUAUUGUCUUUUUUAAGAAGGUUUAAUUUAAUUAGAUAAAAAUAGGAAUUAUUUUUAUGCUUUUAAUUUUCAGAGUAUAUAAUUGAAAACCUCUCUUUUUUUCCCACAGCAAACACUUGUUUUUAAACAAGAACAAGGUAAUGUUUUAUGAUCACUAUUUAUAAAAUUUAAAAUUUAUUUUUUGCUUAUUGAAAUUUAUAUUAAAUUUAAAACCACUUUUCAAUUUGAAAGUGUCCCUUUUGUUUAAUAAAUAAAUGUAUUUUGAUCUUUAAAUUGCUUGUCACUAAUUUUAAUUUAUAAAGAACAAAGAGCAGAGAGCUUGUAAAUUCCCCAUGUUUGAAUCACCUUAGAAACUCAAGCUUAAUGUUUAUAAAUAUAACUUUAUUUUUUUAAAAUUCAAAAGUUUAAGAGCUCAGCUAUUUUCUUUUACACACUUUAGUUAAAAAAGGCUACCUCUCGAGUUAAACAUGUUCAAUGUUUUGAACAGCCUGCUGAAGUUUAAUUAAAUGAGUAAAAUAUCAUAUCACUUUCAAAAUUUUAUAGUAAACAUACAAAAAAAUGAGUGAAUGAUAAUCUUUUAGUAUCCUUUUAAUCUUUUAGUAUUCUUUUAACUGUUUCAUAUAUAAUUUUUUCCAGCACAUGAAGACAGUAUUUGGAGUUGUUCCUUUGGGAAAAAUGAACAUGACCCCAGUGGUUCUGAAACAAUUGUAACCGGAUCAAUUGAUGACCAUGUUAAAGUUUGGAAAUGGUAUUACUUAUUUUCCUUAAGCUUGUUUAUGUAAAUUUAGCUUUAGGCUUUUGUCCUGUUAAAAUGAAAUAUGGGUUGUAGUUAUCAUUCAAUAAUUAUAUUGUAUAUAAAUUACAGUGCAAUAUAUUUACUAAUUGUAAUAAAAUUAUUUUAGGCAAGAUGACAAGUUGGAGCUCAAACAUACACUGGAAGGUCAUCAGCUUGGUGUUGUCUCAGUGGAUAUAAAUGCUGAUGGCUCAUGUAUCCUUGAUUCAUAUUUUUUAAAAAAUGUGAUUCUCUGUGUACAAUAAAAGAUCAAUCAUCUUCCAGAUGUUUAAAUAAACAUUCAAUAUUUCUUAUAAUAAUGUAAAUAUAAUGAUGCACCACAUACCUUAACAAACUCUAGUGGCAGCAUCAAGCAGCUUGGAUAGUCAUGUAAUGAUAUGGGAUCUGGAAAGUGGAAAAAUGGCCAAGAGCAUUGAUGCUGGACCUGGUAAGCCACAUUACAUGAUGAUAGAGGUGGUAAUUCAGAGGCUGUUUGUAGCAUUUCUUGACCCUAAGCAAAGAUAUCAUAGUUACCCUUCAAAAUAAUAGGUAGAACAUUCAUAAUUUAAUGUUAUAUAUUUUAUUUAUAUAAUAUUUCAGUGGAUGCAUGGACGAUAGCCUUCUCACCAGAUUCUAGGUUUUUGGCAUCAGGAAGUCAUACAGGUUUAAAUUUUAUUAUACCUUUAUUUAGAAACCAUAUAUUAGAGCAGCUACUGGUAUAGUAUUGUGGAUUUUACUUGAUUUAUGACCCUUAUUGAAAAAAUACUGAUUUUUGUACAAAUUACAGAAAUUAUAAUUAGCUUAUUAUGAAAUAAUCUUGAGAACACAAACAACAGACAUGAGAAAUUACCCCUUCUUCUUCUAUAUAUUAAGGGCCCACGAUCAAUUUUUUGACCAUUUUGGCUCCUAUGCACGUAGAGGGGAUUUGCAAUGUUUCUGUGCCUGGUGUUGAUGAGGAUAUUUCACUGAUUGCAAGUGCCACUUUGUGAGGGAAUCAUGCACUGGGGGUUUGAAGGCUUGAGGCAAUAGACGCAAAUGUGUAUAGAGUUGUCGCCUCAACUGUUCCUUUUGAAAGCUUGUUCCAGUCCCUGAUUGUAUUCGGCAGGAAUGAGCAGCUCCUAUACUGGCUUCUUGUUGGAAUGAGCCUGCAUUGCCUGUCAAGGCCUCGUCGCUGUCUCUGGGGGAGAGGGACGAGUUUCUGUUUAAUACUGGAACAGUCGACUAGCCCAUUAUUUAUCUUGUACAUCAUGGAGAGCCUGGAUUGUCGUCGUCGUUCCUCCAAUGGUGACCAGCCUAGUGUUUCCAGCAUGCUGCCAACACUAGAGGUAUUCUUGAGCGGUUCAGGACAAAGCGUGCUGCCCGUCGCUGGACCGCCUCCAACCUGUCAAUGCUCUUCUGGGUAAAUGGGUCUCAGACUGAAGAUGCAUAAUCUAAAACCGGACGGACAAAGGCUUUAUAGGCUCUUUCUUUCACACAGGAGUUGCCAAUCUUUAGAUUUCACCUUAAGAACCCCAGGGUCUUGUUUGCUUGGUUACAUGCAUUGUUAAUAUGCUCGUCCCAGCGGACCUCUCUUUGAAUGGUAACACCCAGGUACUUUACGGAGGAAACUGGCUCAAGUAUAUGGCCGUGCAGUUCGUAUUGGUAGUGUAGAGGAGUACAACUUCUAGAGACUGAUAGUGUUUGGCACUUGGCAGGGUGAAAUUCCAUGUCACAGCUAGUCUCCCUCUCAGCCAAUAGAUUGAGAUCCUGUUGUAGCUGGGCCUGGUCAGAUCUGUUGGCGAUCGUCUUAUACACCGCCGUGUCAUCUGCAAACAGUCUUGCUUAUAGUCAAUCAUUAUUUCAUGAUCACAAGUUACUAUCACCAGAGUUUGAUUUAUCACAUUUAGAUCACAUUUGAUAAAAUAUGUUAAAAAUAUGUUAAAUUGUUGAUCCUCUCCAGUAAAAUUAUAGCAUUGGUUAAUUGCAAAUAAUAAAAAAUCAUUAAUCAUACUGUUAAUAGUAAUAAAUAUAAAUGUUAUCCUUAUGCAGGAAAAAUAAAUCUCUUCGGUGUUGACAGUGGAAGGAAGGAGUCUUCUAUGGACACAAGGGGAAAGUUUACACUCAGUCUUGCAUAUGUGAGUCAUCUCAGACCUUAGAUUUUGUUUUUUAUUUCCCAUAAUGAUAACUUAUUUUUAUCCACUUACUUCAUUUCUUGUAACUAGCUUUUACUGAGAACUUAUUUGAAUUCUUUGAGAGAAUUUAUGUAACAUUUACAUAUUGAAGUUUUUAUUCCUAAAACGUUUGUUUUUAAAAAAAAAAAAUUAAAACAACCUUUUGUGAUUCAAGAAAGUACAUUCAAGCUUCUCUUCAAAGAUUUAUUAUUGAAAAUGAAACCAUCUUUGCUUUUGUGAUAAACAAACACAAUAGAAAUUCAGGAAGACAGCCUAGAGUUGGCAACCUUUAGGUACUAGUGUGCCAAAGUUAAACUUCUAAUUCAUUCAGCAUGCCAAUUACUUAUACUUAUAAUAUAAGUAUUUUCAUUCAUAAUAAUUUUCUUUGGCACUCCGAAGACCCAAAAAAUUAUUAUAAUUUUUUUGGGUCUUCCGAGUGCCAAAGAAAAUUGCUAUGUGUGCCAAGUCUGGCACACAUGCCGAAGGUUGCCAACCCAUGGCCUAGAGCUUAAAAGCAAUGAAUGUGGUAAACAAUGUUAAGAUAAAUCUAAUUCUUUUCCCUGCAGAGUCCUGAUGGAAAGUUUAUAGCCUCAGGUGCGCUUGAUGGAAUAGUCAAUGUAUUUGACAUCACAACUGGAAAACUUAUUCACACCUUAGAAGGUUUGUGUUACUGUGCUAUUAUCGUCAAGCUUUUUCCUAUAAUGAUUUUUAGCUUUUAAUCUCAUUGUGAAUACUAAAUAGCUUUUCACUGUAACUUUAAGAAUCUAUCAGCUAUGUAUUUUUAACAUUUAUCACUUAAAGUAUUGCUAACUCAAGCUAAAUUUUUAUCUAUCCAAUUUAAAACAAUUUUGUGGGUUCAGAAAUUGUUUGAUUGAAAGUAAAUUACAAUUUUUUUAAAUUUAUCUGUAACUCUUUAUUUAAUGUUAAACAGAUUAAAAAAUAUAACAUUUUCUAUUUAUUUAUUUAUUUAUUUAGGCAUUUUUAUAUAGCGCUUACCAUAAAGCUCUAAGCGCUUUACAAUUAUUAAAAACAUGUAAACUAAGUAAAAUAAAAAUGAGACACUAGGAUAGUAACUACUAUACUAUAGAAACAAUGAAAAUGGCUAUAAAACGAGGACACUUUGACACGUUUUGGCCUAUACUUCAGGAUCAACCCGAAACAGAAAAUUCUAGUGCACAAAUAACAAUCACAUCUCAGAUAUUCUAAAUGUCUUGCCUCAGGUAUUCUAAACUCCUGUCCGUGCACUGCUGAACAUAUUAUAGUACUCUUAUUAAUUAUUCCCAUGUGCUUAUUAAUUCCAGGACAUGCCAUGCCCAUUAGGUCUCUCUGUUUCUCACCUGACAGUCAAUUACUGAUCACAGCUUCUGAUGAUUGUCAGAUUAAAAUAUAUGACGUGUAAGUUAAUUUGCCAAUGGAAAAAUAAAUAUUCAUGUAAUAAUUGAUCUUUCACAUUUUUAAAAAUAUACAUUGUAAGUUCAUCUCAUUUUUUCACUUAUUUUUAGUUUAUCGAUAUAGUCUUAAAUGCUUGUCUUUUUUUUCAUACUUUAGACAACAUGCCAAUUUGGCAGGCACAUUAUCAGGUCAUGGAUCUUGGGUUCUAGGAGUGGACUUUUGUGCAGACAACACCCACUUUGUUUCAGGGUAUAUCAUAUUAUAUCAUCUAAAUGUAUAAUUUGCAAAUAUUUCAUAGAUAAUAAAAACUUUGUAAAAAAUGUUUAGUAUACUUUAAUAUGAACAUAAUGAAAUUAUCUUUCUAAAUAAUAAUUCAUUCAUCAAAAAACAUCAUCUUUCUAAAUAAUGAUGUUUUUUCUCCUGCAUAACUUAAGGAUCUCUAUCAGAUUUAAUAACUUUCUUUUCCUAUAUUUUUUUUAUAUUUAAUGUGAUUUUUCAAAUUGUUAUUGUUUUUAGUUUUUAAAAUAAGUUCCCUUAAAAAAAUUUUUAACUUAAUUUUGUUUUAUUCAAUUAGGUCCUCCGACAAAACAGUUAAAAUAUGGAAUGCAGGAACAAGACAGUGUAUUCACACAUUUUAUGACCAUACAGAUCAGGUUUGUAGUUGUUCUGGCAUUUCUGUAGCAUCAAGUAUGCAGAAAGAAUCACAGAGUCAUACAAUUAUACUUUAUGAUGAGGUAAACAAAUAUAGGGUGUCUGGUUACCAUGGCUGGGCAGAAACAGCUAUGAUAUAAUUAAAGCGUUCAGGGAACUUGAAGAUGCCUUGGUCAAAGCUGGUCUUGAGGUAAAUGAAGCAAAGACAAAAUAUAUGUUAUGUCACGAAACACGCAUACUGAUGACAACAGCAAUAUAAACAACCAAACCUUUGAGUUUCUCAAAUAUCUAGGGGUGACUAUAAAUGAGCACAAUUAAAUAAUGUAGGAGGUGAAAGAAAGGAUAACAGUAGGCAAACAUUCAAGGGGAACAAAGAAGGCAAUAUACACCACUGUCACUAGACCAGUUGUAACUAUGCAAAUGAGACUUGGUCCCUUACCAGAAAAGCAGAGAACCUGCUCAAUACAUGGGAGAGUAAAAUCCUUGGAAAAAUAUAUGGAGAUAUAUCACUUGUACAAAGACCCACCCAUAGUGACAACAAUUUAAAAAUGUAGACUGCGCUGGACUGGACACAUUAAGAGGAUGCCGAAUGUAGAGAAGAACUUACACCAGCUGGGGAUUCGUGCAUGGAGGCGAAAAGCCAUGGAUCGAUCCAAAUGGAAGGACACGGUGGAACAGGCCAGGCCCUACUUGGGCUGUAGCACCACUUAUGAUGAUGGUUACCAUGGAGCAUGCAUAUUUUUAACUGGUGCCUAAUUUUCAUGUUUUUCUUAGCUCAUAUUUGAAAUCAGGGGAGCAAAAGAGCAUAUAUAUAUAUAAGCAUAUAUGUUUAUCCAAAGAACUCAAAUAAUUACCAUACACAACUCUUAGACCAUAGAGACAAAAGAUAAUUAAAUUUUAGAGUAUUAUUUUUAAAAUAAUAGGCUUUUCAAAUUUCAGUAAUGGGAUGUUUAAGUUUAAUAGCAUUAAUUGUUAUUUUGUUUAUAUAUACCGUUAAAAACAAGAUCAUUGUGAAAAGGGCUAACAACUCAAAAAUAACAUUUCAAGACAUAAAAAUCUCCAUAAUUUUUUAUGGACAAAGCAAAUUUUGUACAGGCACAUUUUUAAAAUAAACUUGUUGAAACUGUGAAACUGAAAGAAAAAAAUAAUUACCCUGUGUCUAUGAAGUUAAGUUACUUUGACUGAUUUUUUCCCUGCCACCCCCACCCCCUCUCUUUUUCCAAUAAAAAAUCCUCAAAGAAAAACUUAGUGCCCUCCUCACACAUUGUCACAAAAUCAAGAACAAAUUCUUAAACGCUGAGAUAUCUCAUUUUAUUCAGCUUUAAACAGUUUUUUAAUGUUUUUUUUUAAUGGACUUCCUAAAGUUCAUAUGGAUUUUUAUAGACUUGUCAUUUUAGGACAACAUUUUUCAGACACUCUGUAAAUUUAUGGCUAUUUGGCUACCCUGAUGGUGAAUUACUUAAAGGACAAGCAAGUUAUUGUAAAACUAAUGAAAAAUUUUUAAUGACUAUUUCUAUACACAUUUUUUUUUCAGGUUUGGGAUGUGAAGUAUAAUCCUGCUGGCACAAAAGUUGUAUCAGUUUCUGAUGAUAGGAACGUUCAUGUGUAUGACUGUCCAGUUUAAAAAUUAUAUGGUUUAUAAAUUUAUGUCACAUCUGUAAAGAUUUAACUUGAGAGAAUGUGUAUGGCACAAACAAAUCUUUUUAUUCUGUAUUCAUGAAGAUUUUAAUAAAAUUAAGUUACCUUUUUAUUGGUACUUGUUCUAUAGAUCAUGGACAUGUAGUAAGAGAGAGUCUGUAAGACUGUUGACUCAUUGAAUCUUGGUGUGGAUGUUAAUCUGGAAUAUUUUAUUGUUGAACUCAUGUAAUAAAUAAAUUUAAAAUAUGAA
This is a messenger RNA of Lymnaea stagnalis (great pond snail), 8489 nucleotides long. The record is from the annotation of a GenBank genome assembly. NCBI's taxonomy places the organism in Eukaryota, Metazoa, Mollusca, Gastropoda, Lymnaeidae.